CCAAGAUCUUCUUCCCGCGAUGGCUGAGAUUAAAAUGGAUUGUGCAAUGACGCUCUGCGGACGAAGAAACCUUACGCUUGCUUGAAGUGUCAUCCGGUCUCCUGUCACCUGUCAUCAGGGUAUACAACACACCACCAUCACAACAUUUCAAACUCGGACUGCUCUGAUGGAACGCUUCAUAGAUAAAAGAAGAGUAUAUGCUUUUACCCCUAGAGUCUAGGGCCUAGAAGACAAUAUUAGAAUACCCCGUUUAUUACCUUACAAAAUAUAGCACUUGAGCAUAGAAACUUAUUAGCAGAAACUUAUAAGAUAACAUGCAUUGUUUCUCAAAAUAACUGCCAGCUAGAUUUUUGAUGUGUUUGAAUUUGCUGUUCCAUUACUAUUGUUAAAUUAUGGCAGAAGAUAACGGUAGUCGCAGCAAGAGAGCGCGUUAUUACAGUAAGGGUAAUAAAGCAAAACAUUUUAUUCAACCUGGAUUGAAGGGAUUUAUGAUCACAUGUAAUUUCCGUGAAAAGGAUUGCAUUAGAGAAGCCUAUAAUAUUUUAAACCAAUAUGUCGAUAAGGAUGAUGUUUGCACACAUUCAGAUGAAGAAGGACAAGGAGACGUAAAUGACAUAUCAGAUCAGUUAACAAAAGCCAUAGACUCUGCAAAAACAAAUAUUCAAGUGGCUGAUAAGAAAAAACGUUUCCAAGUUGUGGAAACUGGGGCUUCCAAUUGUUUAUUUAUAUCAACCACUCUUGAUAACCCUGUGCCAUUUGCAAUGAAAAUAAUUCAAGACAUAGCUAAUACUAAGAGACAAGAAACAAGAUACUUAUUAAGAUUAGUUCCAAUUGAGAAAGUCUGCAGAGCAAAUAUUUCAGAUAUAACUAACACAGCUGGCGCUUUGUUUGAUCAAUAUUUUCUUAAGGAGCCUACAACUUUUGCUAUAGUUUUUAAUAGAAGAUAUAAUAAUUCAGUAAACCGAGAGGAUGUCAUUAAAACUUUGGCUGAUUUAAUUGGACAAAAGAAUGUUUUAAAUAAAGCUGACUUGAAAAGUGCUAAAUUAUGUGUGAUAGUAGAAAUUAUUAAAGGACUAUGUUUACUUAGUGUAGUUCCUGAUUAUUUUCAACUUAAAAAAUUUAAUCUUUUAGAAUUAUCUCAAAAACCAAAAGAAGAACCUGAAAAUGUUGAAUCAAGCCUAGAAGCGAAAGAUGAGGCUGUAAAAACUUAAACAAAAACAAUAUACUAUAUAUUAAUGUGUUAAGAAAGACUUUUUUUUAGAAUUAUUGUGAAAUUUCUUCUAUAUAUUUAAUAAAUACUCCUUA
Molecule: messenger RNA, 1305 nt
Organism: Ctenocephalides felis (cat flea)
Lineage: Eukaryota; Metazoa; Arthropoda; Insecta; Siphonaptera; Pulicidae
Product: THUMP domain-containing protein 1 homolog
Exons: 3
Coding region: 393-1211 (272 amino acids)
Biological process (GO): tRNA modification
Molecular function (GO): RNA binding
Source: RefSeq, a predicted model, not a curated record